This is a messenger RNA of Hemiscyllium ocellatum (epaulette shark), 3166 nucleotides long. RefSeq names its product tumor necrosis factor receptor superfamily, member 19 (gene tnfrsf19). Gene Ontology annotation, biological process: positive regulation of canonical NF-kappaB signal transduction; positive regulation of JNK cascade. Gene Ontology annotation, cellular component: plasma membrane. The record is from RefSeq and is a predicted model, not a curated record. The transcript is spliced from 10 exons. The coding region runs from base 783 to 2045 and encodes 420 amino acids. Gene Ontology annotation, molecular function: protein binding; signaling receptor activity. NCBI's taxonomy places the organism in Eukaryota, Metazoa, Chordata, Chondrichthyes, Orectolobiformes, Hemiscylliidae.
GGGCAGUGAUUUGAACGGGGGAGGUGGGGUAAAGCUUUUAGAUGUGAAGUGUUUGGCUUUCUACAUGGGCGUAGAGUGUGUCUCAAUGGAAGAAGCGAGCUCCCAGCCCUGGGGGAUAGGAGCUUGGAAUGAUGGACAGAAAGUUCACCCCAAGGAGUGUGUGUGGGUGAAAUCUCAGGAUCCAUUUGUGGAAUUUUUUUUUAAGAAAGCCACCAGCUGGGCUGGAGUUGAAGAGCAAUUUCCCUGAGACAUACCGCAGUGUUUCUGAAGGAGAAAGGAUUGUUCACAACAGGGAGCGCCAUCAGCCGCUCUUUCCCAGCCCCACAUGUACUCAGGCUGUCGCUAACAGAAACAAACUGUGGGACACGUGGGAUUCCCCCCACCCCGACCCCAGCUUUCCCAAUCCAACCGGAAUUCAGGCGAAGUUGCUCAGAAUUCGCUCACCACUUUGGGGAAUCUGUUCCUCAAAGACUUCCUCUGUUCCCCCCUCCCCGAGCAUCCAGCCAGCUGAGUCUGAGAUUUGGAUUCGCUUGUCCACUCGGUGUGGGGUGAACGCACACUCUGAAAGAGCAAAGCCGCCGCCUUUACAUUUCAUCCUAUCCGCCCGGCAUUGAGACCUCUCCACUCGAGUUUGUGAUCAACUUCCCAAAUGUUUAGGUUAAAACGAUACAAUUAAUGCAGACGGCUGUGGGGGAAGCUGUGGAUCCCAGGAUUAGUUCUUUCUCUGUUUCUUGAUGAGAAAGCCGAGGUAGAUCUCAGUGGAGAUACCUUUUACCGCAGGAAUGAGAGUCGGGAUGUCCCACAAACAGAAAUGCAUGUUGCAACACCUGCUGAUCGCUUUGUUGUGUCUGAUUCAUGAAGCUGCAGGUGAGACAGGAGACUGCCGGGAGCAGGAAUACAGAGAUCAAGUUGGAAACUGUGUGGCCUGCAAACAGUGUGGUCCAGGGCAAGAACUCUCAAAGGAAUGUGGAUUUGGAUAUGGGGAUGAUGGACAGUGCGUGACCUGCAGGCCAAGCAGGUUCAAGGAAGACUGGGGAUUUCAAAAGUGCAAGCCAUGCCUGGACUGUGCUCUCGUAAACCGCAUCCAAAAGGCCAACUGCACAGCCACCAGUAAUGCUGUGUGCGGAGAUUGCUUGUCAGGAUUUUAUAGGAAGACCAAAUUAGGUGGUUUUCAAGAAAUGGAGUGCAUUCCAUGUGGGGACCCUCCUCCUGCUUAUGAGCCUCAUUGUAGCACUAGAGUAAACCUGGUGAAGAUCCCAUCAACUGCCUCCAGCCCGCGUGAUACUGCAUUAGCAGCUGUGAUAUGCAGUGCUUUGGCCAUGGUUUUGCUAGCUCUCCUUAUCCUGUGCAUCAUCUACUGCAAGAAGCAAUUUAUGGAAAAAAAACCCAACUGGUCAAUGAGGCUGCAGGAUACUCCGUUAAAUGGGGCAGAACUGUCUUCCUUUGACAGACAGAGGAUUAAUCUGAGUCCACAGAGAACCUGCACACACUGUCAACAAGGUCCAGCACAGGCUUAUGGACCUGUUCACCUGGUUCCCUCUUGUUGUUUUGAUGAUGCCUGUAGUCUGGAGUACAGCAGUGAGAGUACCUAUCCUCCAUCUGAAUCGGUGAAUUUUAAAAGGAAUGUGGAAUGUGGUGGUGAAAUGCUGCCCUCUCUCCUUGAUGUUUUUACACCGUCCUUUGGUAGUGACACUUCAGAAGCCUGGCCUCUAAUACGAGACUCUGCCUGCAGUGAUGCUGCCUCUUUCUGUGACUCUCUUAACCCAUCAAACCCUGAGGCUUCCCCAGAGGACGUUACUAGUAUUAGCCUACAGUCGAAAACUCCAAAUAUCCCACCUUCAGAUACGUGUCCAAGGCAGGAAGAUCAAUCUGAGUCACUUUGUCUGCAGCCCCUUUCAGUGGAGAUGAGUGGAACUGUCGUAGGGCUCAGAAAGCAACAAGGUGCAGAAGAUCCAGGUGAUCCCCCAUCAUUGGACAUUGGAGACAAAGAGCAGCACCCAAUGGAGAACAAUGCUCCAAAUGAAGAAAUCGAGAACUGUGUCUAGAACACAUCUUGAUGGUAUCACAGGAAUGUCUGCCUUUUUAUCCUUCUCCAUUGACUCUUUCAAGCUAAAGAUACAUUCUACCGAGGCCUGAAAUUUCAGGAUUAUAUGGUUUUCUCAGCCCAACUAUGGCAAACUGUGGGCUACAUCAAUUGGUCUGAAUUUGUCGCAGACAGGAACCACAUCCCAGUGAAUAUGUGCUUCAUUUUAAGCAGCAGUCUAUUUCUACCAGUGGUGAUUUACUAUUUGCUUUUUUUUUGUAUGAAACAUUUGGCACGUUGUUCAAAGGUCUUGGGAGGAAUGUUUACGAAUGCAGUGGUGGUGAUGAAGAACUCUGUCAAAACGUCAUUGUGCUCAAACUGCUAAAGGAUUUCUGAAGAUAAAUGACAAGGAAAUCCAUGGUUCACACAGCAACCAGUGUGUUAAAGCUCUGACUGUGGUUGGCUCUUACAUGUGACAGUGAAGUGUUAACAAGUGUGGCCACAGACACUGCCUGGCGAGGAUUGUGGGAAGUGGGGGUCCACAAAAAUGAUUUUGAUUUAUUAGAUAUCUAACUAUAAAUCUUUGUUAUUAAAGCUUUAGAAAAAAGUUGUACACUUUAAUGUUUUGUUUAGAAAGUUGCCACUAUACAUUGCAGAUAAUGAAUUUUUGUUAAGUAUAAAUAAUUAUAAAUGAAGACGGUAGCCAUUUAUAUUGUGUUCCACCUCUUCCAUUGUACUACCAUAGUGCAUCAAUGAAAAAAAACCUGUCACUGUGAAUGAUGUGUUUAUCGUUCUCCUUGCUAAGGGAAGCUAGAUUGGCCUAGCUGAUUGUGCACUAAAUAUUGGAACAAUGUGGAGGUGGAAUUGAAUGACUUUUGUUUAUACAUGUUAGUGCAUGCCAUAAGUGGCCAGACAAUAAGUUUGUUCAUCAUACAAUAUUCCAUUUCCCUUCAAAGGACUGGAUUACUCAGUUGAAUCACAUCAUUCAAACGCUUAUGGCUUUUUUUAUUAAUAUUAAAUGUCGAACUUUGGUGCUUAUACAAUUUAUUUUAAAAAGGAUGGCCAACUGUGCAUCUGAGUAGAUUUCAAGACUUCUUUAGCUAAUGGCUACAAACUCAAUAAAGUACAAGAAAAUGCAUCCUA